GACACCAACCCCACCAUCCAACUACCUAUAUUUUAUCCACUGAAUGUACGCACAAGACAAAAGGCCUAGUCAAAUAUGGCAACCCCUUCAAUAAUGUAGAAGAUAAGGUCACCUAAAGGUCCCCAUAUAAGAGCUGAUGAUCCAAAACUUUCAUUUCAUCCCCUCCUGCAUUUGUUUGGUCUCUGGUAUUCAUUAGCUUCUUUGCUUCACUGCAAUGAGGCUGCUUCUUUUCUUCAUUUUCUUCCUUUUUCCUGGGUUUCUUUCUGGGGCGGAGCGAUGCCACCCCAGUGAUAAGACUGCCCUUCUCAAGUUCAAAAAUAGUUUCGCCAACCCAGAUCAGAUUUUGCUUUCAUGGCAACCUGAUUUUGAUUGCUGUGACUGGUAUGGAGUCCAAUGCAAUGAGACUACCAACCGGGUUAUUGGUUUGGAGUCGAGCGUCCAACUCAACGGUACCAUCCCUUCCGUGAUAGCUGAUUUGAAGUACCUGCGAACACUUCGAUUGAGGAAAAACCCAUUCCUAGUCGGUGAAAUUCCUCCGGCCAUCGGGAAAUUAACCAACCUAGUAAGCCUUGACCUCAGCUGGAACAACAUCUCAGGCUCUGUGCCUGCAUUUCUUUCAAAUCUUAAAAAGCUUUGGUUUCUCGAUCUCUCCUUUAACAAACUUUCCGGUACCAUACCUGCUUCCUUCUCAACUUUUCCAGAGAUAAUCGGAAUUGACCUAAGCCGUAACCAACUCACUGGCUCCAUACCCGAGUCUUUUGGUCAUUUCCAAGGUACAGUCCCCACACUCGUCCUAUCCCACAACAAACUUUCAGGCGAAAUCCCGGCCUCUCUAGGCAACAUGAACUUUGCCCGAAUCCUAAUCUCGCGCAACAACUUCUCCGGAUCCGCAUUGAUGUUUUUCAAAGCAUCAAAAACCAGCGACACAAUCGACAUAUCACGAAACAACUUUGCGUUCGACUUCUCAGAGGCGAGUUUCAUGGAGCAGACAUUGGUAGAAUUGGACAUCUCCCAUAAUAAAAUAUGGGGCAGCAUUCCAUCAAGGAUAACGGAUUGUGUAAUGCUUCAGAGUUUGAAUGUUAGUUACAACAGGCUGUGUGGGAAAAUUCCAUCUGGUUGGAAGAUGAAGUAUCGAUCGGAACCUUUUGAUAACACUUCUUACUUGCAUAACCGUUGUCUUUGUAGCUCUCCUCUUGAACCUUGUAAAAAUUGAGCUCAUUGUUGACGUUUUGAGCCAGCUUUCAGUUGAGUCAGUCUUGGAUUUCAGUGGAGAAGUGUUUGGAUUUAUUUGGAAAUGUUACUGGGUUCAAUUGCAUUA
Messenger RNA from Vitis riparia (riverbank grape), 1318 nucleotides. RefSeq names its product polygalacturonase inhibitor-like. The transcript has a single exon. Lineage: Eukaryota; Viridiplantae; Streptophyta; Magnoliopsida; Vitales; Vitaceae. Gene Ontology annotation, molecular function: protein binding. The record is from RefSeq and is a predicted model, not a curated record. The coding region runs from base 215 to 1213 and encodes 332 amino acids.